Hibiscus syriacus is the source of this 798-nucleotide messenger RNA. RefSeq lists its product as uncharacterized. The transcript is spliced from 6 exons. The record is from RefSeq and is a predicted model, not a curated record. Lineage: Eukaryota; Viridiplantae; Streptophyta; Magnoliopsida; Malvales; Malvaceae. The coding region runs from base 1 to 798 and encodes 265 amino acids.
AUGAAGAUUUGGGUGAAGUUGCAGCUGAAGAAGAUGGGUGAAAAUGAGCAAACAGUGGCUGAGAAGGCGAUUAAGCAAAGAAAAUUAGAAAUUGAAAUUGUUUUAGCUCGCUAUGUCGAACCGUCAUCUGCUAAACUCGAAAAUUUCAUUCCAUUUUCUCGUUUGGUGGAUCGUGUUUGGUUGUUUUCCAGGGAAGGAGUAAUUUCAUCGUUUGUGGUAACAUUGGAUUCAAUUGAAAUAUUCCGAUCGCUGGGUUGGAUAUCAACACCAACAGUCUACUUCGUUUGUAAAGGAGAGAACAAAACGCUGUUACCCGAUGUCACUAAACCCGGCGUCGUUUAUUCUUUCAGAGGUCAAGAAUCUUGGCAGCCAUUGACACAAUUGGAUGCCAAGAAAUGCAAGCGAUGUGGAUUCUACGAGCAGGACAUCAUUAAAAUACAUGAUGUAUAUGACGAGCGGGAGUUUUGUGCUUUCGACUUCAAACCUCCAUUUAGGAAAUACAAAUUGUUCAAAGAAAAGCAACUUAAUGCUACGUUCCACUGUCUAGAAUGUGCAUCUCUUUCGGGUGCUUCCAAUGCAACCCCCCAAACUGGUGAUGAUGAUGAUGGGAAGGGAAUGCAUGUUUUUAUGAUUAUACUGAUUACCAUGCUGGUUUUAACUGUAACAAUAAUUGCAUUGGUGGCGGCACAUAAACGUUGGCAAAAGAAGAAGAGACAACAGGAACAAGCUCAAUUCUUAAAGCUAUUCGAAGAAGGGGAUGAUAUAGAGGCUGAACUAGGCUAUGGUACUAUAAUAUGA